CAGCUUUAUUCUAUGACAGUAGUAACAGCCAUAGAGUAGUGAGAAACCUUAUGGUAACAGCAGCAUCAACAACCAUCAACUACGACUGCACGCGCGCACAUGCAGCCGAUCAACGAAUGAAAGAGCUCCACGGAACGCCGCGGUUUUCUUCUUCCCUCUCUCUUUUUCUCUUUCUUUUUUUAUUUCGCCCGGAAUUUGGCACCAGUCGGCCAUUUGUCGUAUGAAAGAGGCUGCAGGUCAGUCGCACGGUCGCGUUCUUCGUCAGUGAUCCCGACUGUCAGAAGCUCUCCUUGUAGAAACUCUUUUAAGUACCUCAAAAUGUCGUCGGCCGCAAGCAAAGGCCCCGAAGUUACCGACAAGGUGUACUUCGACAUCGAGAUUGGAGGAAAACCGGCCGGUCGUAUAGAAAUUGGUCUGUUUGGCAAGGUUGUGCCAAAAACUGUCAAGAACUUCAAGGAGCUGUGCCAAACGCACUUGACAGAGAAAUCAAAAGAUGGUGGCCUUGUUGGCUACAAAGGCAGCAAGUUCCACCGUGUUAUCCCAGACUUCAUGCUCCAAGGUGGUGACUUCACUAAAGGAAAUGGCACUGGAGGACGUAGCAUCUAUGGAGACCGAUUUGCCGACGAGAACUUCAAGCUCAAGCAUUAUGGUGCUGGCUGGCUCUCAAUGGCCAAUGCUGGAAAGGACACUAAUGGGUCUCAGUUCUUCAUCACGUGCAAGAAGACCGAAUGGCUAGAUGGCAAGCACGUUGUGUUUGGCAAAGUUCUUGCUGGAAUGGACGUCGUGCGCAAGGUGGAGAAAGUUUCCACGGACAGCAAGGACAGGCCAACAAAAGAUGUUGUCAUUGUGGACUCCGGUGUGCUAGACGUGGAGGCUCCUUUCCCCACUGCUUGUACUGGUGCCACUGACUAGCGGCACGAAAAGCCACAAAGAGAGUGCACAAUCAUCUAAUGCUCAUUUAUGCACCCCCCCCCCCUUUUUUUUUUCAUUACCCAAAGGUGCAUUGAAAUUGGGAAUGCCCAUUUCAGGAUCAUUCCAUAUGCACACAGGCUUGUUAAGUGAAGGCUGUGCUCAGGUGUUUUCCGUUUUUUCUUGAAACAUAUUCUAAAUAAAAUGGUUACUUUGUUGA
Dermacentor silvarum is the source of this 1129-nucleotide messenger RNA. RefSeq names its product peptidyl-prolyl cis-trans isomerase 6. Gene Ontology annotation, molecular function: peptidyl-prolyl cis-trans isomerase activity. The record is from RefSeq and is a predicted model, not a curated record. Lineage: Eukaryota; Metazoa; Arthropoda; Arachnida; Ixodida; Ixodidae. The transcript is spliced from 5 exons. Gene Ontology annotation, biological process: protein peptidyl-prolyl isomerization; protein folding. Gene Ontology annotation, cellular component: intracellular membrane-bounded organelle. Bases 319 to 912 code for a protein of 197 amino acids.